CUGAAUGAUUCAGCUUCUUCUCCUUUCUCGAGUGAAACCUUCGUUAUUUGGGAUCUCGUUCGAGAUUUUGGUCGUUGCACGUUCAAUGUGAAAGAUGGCUUUUAGGAAGGCGAAGAACAAAUUAAGCGCGAUGUUUAAGGUUGCGAUGAGAAACGCCGGAAAAAAAUCAUCAGACGCCGCCAAGGCUGCCGGAGAUUCUCGGGAGAUGGAGGUUCCCGGCAUAGAAUCAUGGAGUUUUUCGGAGAUGCUCUCACCGCUUAAGUCUCACAUCGAUUCGAUUAACACUGGACAAGAUUCUGGGGAAACGACGCUCGCGGGUCAGGUCUCGUCUUCAUUUCCUGUUAAAUCUAUGGAUAGUAAUCUUCUCCCGGAAAGAAAUGACGAUAAAUGUUCUUCCAAGAACGCAUUGGAGCUCUCAGCUUUCCUGUCUGGGAAACUUCCUCCGUCCACAAGCAGAACAUUUGUGUCACGUAGGAUGCAGACAGAGAAUUUCAAGAAAAACCAGUCGCAGAUUUUGAAGAAGCUUGCGAAAGGUUGUGCUCGGAAGUUGGGCCACGAGACUAUGUUUGAGGUGUUGGCUAAAAUGGGGAAAGAAGCGGAUCAGAAAGAGUACAAUGCAAGGAUUCAAUUUUGCAUAAAACACGCGAGGAGAAGCAAUGAUGCUGAAUAUGUUCUUGAUCAACUUGGGAAAGCUAUUGAAUUUUUCAAAGAAAUGAGACAGCUCGGGUUCUCUAUAGACGAAGGAACUUACGGGCCUUUUUUCAAGUACUUGGUUGAUAUGGAAAUGGUAGAGGAAUUCCAGAUUUUCAAAGAUUUCAUUAGCGAGGCAUGUCCUGAGUCUCUGGGGAAACUUGUCUACUAUGAAAUGCUUCUUUCUAUCCAAGUCAACGACGAAGAGAAGAUCCAUGAACUUUGCAAUACAAUUGACGAUAGUGGGAUAAGUUUAUCAACCCUACAAGAAUAUUAUUUGGUUGCACUGUGUGAGAAAGACAGAAUGGAAAAUCUUCAGAAGCUUUUAGAGAUUGUCGACAUAACAAAUAUUUCUUCACCAGACGUUUUGAAAAGCAUAUUUGGAUACCUUGGAAAAUCGCUAUUGGAGUCUGUUGCAGUGAAGUUACUUUGGGAACUAAGAGACUGUGAUGAAGUGGAGACAGUUUCAAAUCUCAUAUUUAGCUAUGCAACUUGCAUCCCCAAUUCAACGGUAGAGGAUGCCAUUUUGAAGUAUAACAAGUUGCAUGAUGAACUACAUACCGUGCCUUCAUCGACAUCCUAUGAGAAGCUUGUUAUUUAUCUUUGUGACUCGAAUGAGGUGGUCACUGCUCUUGAUAUAGUUGAAAAUAUGUGUGAAGCAGGCCUGGUAGUAUCAGCAGACAUCCUUCAAUCGUUGUUACAUGCCGUUGAGCAGAUUCUUGAGUUUAAUUUGGUGCAAAGAAUCUAUAAAAUAAUGAGCAACAAGAGUGUGAAGCCCGAUAGUGAGACUUUCAGGAGAUCGAUAAAUUUGUGCAUAAGAAUCAAAGAUUUUGAAGGCGCAUAUAAUUUGCUUGGUAGUUUGAAGAAUUUCAAUUUGGUACCGAACUCAAGCAUGUACAAUUCGAUAUUGGCAGGGUAUUUCCGGGAGAAAAAGGUGAACAGAGCCUUAAUGGUCCUCAAGGAAAUGAAAGAAGCUGAUGUGAAACCUGAUUCCAUGACUUUUAGCUAUCUAAUAAACUAUUGCGGCCAGGAGGAGGCUAUUGCGAAGUAUUAUGAGGAGAUGAAGCAAGCAGGACUUCCAUCGACUAAGCACGUUUACAUGUCCCUGAUAAAAGCAUAUACAUCAUGCGGACAAUUCGAGAAGGCAAACCAGGUGCUCUUGGAGCGGGAAGAUUCGGCUAAGGAUCACAAUGAGCUGAAAAGUGUGCUAAUAUCUGCUCUGGCAUCAAAUGGAAAAAUAACAGAUGCUUUAAGAACUUAUGAAGAAAUGAAGAAAGCCUGCUGCCCAGUAGACCCAAAAGCUAUUAUAUCUCUUAUAGAUCACGCUGAUUCAAACGAAGAGCUGAGAACGUUGGUUCAACUCACUCAUGAGCUGCGUGAUUCUAAAUGGUGGAUAGAGGGUUUCUUCAGAAUCAUUGUGUUUGCUGUUCGCAACAAUAAGUCAAGCUCUGUUCUUGAUUUACUGAAGCAGACCAAAAACAACUUCUCCAAGGAUGACAUCGCUGUGGAAUAUUGGUUUGAAGAGGUGUUUAGGUCGAUAGCAGAAACAGAACCUAGUGAUGUGAAGCUAGGGCUGGACUUGGUGAGCUUUAUGAAGGAAGAGCUUGGGUUAAGUCCUUCAAGAAAAUGUCUAGAAUUUCUUCUACAUGCUUGUGUUAAUGCCAAGGAUAAGCAGAUCGCCUUACUGGUAUGGAAAGAGUACCAAUUUGCAGAACUUCCUUACAAUGUCCUCAACUAUUUAAGGAUGUAUCAGGUUCUAUUAGCUGCAGGAGAUCCGAAAAGUGCACAGGCAAUGGUAUCGAAGAUCCCUAAUGAUGAUAGAGAUGUCAAAUGUAUAAUUAAGGAAAGCCGUAUUGUAUUUACUCCAAAAACAAAAAAGAAAACGUCUAAAAAGAAACAAUUAUCUCGCCAAGCAAAGUUAGGAUGAUCGGUUAGA
This is a messenger RNA of Eutrema salsugineum, 2626 nucleotides long. RefSeq names its product pentatricopeptide repeat-containing protein At4g21880, mitochondrial. Gene Ontology annotation, molecular function: protein binding. The record is from RefSeq and is a predicted model, not a curated record. Lineage: Eukaryota; Viridiplantae; Streptophyta; Magnoliopsida; Brassicales; Brassicaceae. The coding region runs from base 95 to 2617 and encodes 840 amino acids. The transcript is spliced from 17 exons.